AUGCCCAGGUCGUUCCUCGUGGACUCGCUCAUUGUUCGGGACUCGAACGAGAAAACAUCCCCUGGAGUGUUUGAGAGUAACACACCUUUACUGCCUUACGCCGUGCACCCGUCUCAUUCUCUGGCUCUUUCUGCGGGAUCCUGUCAUUCUCGGAAAUCAGGGCUACUAUGUGUUUGUCCCCUGUGUGUUACAGCCUCUCAGCUCCACCCCGGCCCACCUGGCAUCCCUUUUCUGAAGGCGCAGUUCCCCACCUUCAGCCCACAGUACUGUCACUCAGCACUGAGCAGGCACCACAGAGCCAGCGGAGUCACUGUGGACCAUGGACCCAACAUCUACUCAGCAUCUUACCCCAUGACAGAUCCAAGACAAUUUCACUGCCUUUCCCUUGAGACCAGCUCCAGCCAGCUACAGAGCAGCAAGAGGAUGCGCACGGCGUUCACCAGCACCCAACUGCUAGAGUUGGAGAGGGAAUUCGCCUCCAACAUGUAUCUGUCCCGUCUCCGCAGGAUCGAAAUCGCCACCUACCUGAACCUGUCUGAGAAACAAGUGAAAAUCUGGUUUCAAAACCGUCGGGUCAAGCAUAAAAAGGAAGGCAAAAGCGGCAGCGCGCCCCGCACAACCUCCAAUUGCAAGUGUAGCUCUCUGUCAUCCACCCAUUGUACCGAGGAAGAAGAGGAGUUGCCCAUGUCACCUUCAUCAUCAGGAAAAGACGACAGAGACUUGUCUGUCACUCCUUGA
Molecule: messenger RNA, 738 nt
Organism: Hemiscyllium ocellatum (epaulette shark)
Lineage: Eukaryota; Metazoa; Chordata; Chondrichthyes; Orectolobiformes; Hemiscylliidae
Gene: gsx1
Product: GS homeobox 1
Exons: 2
Coding region: 1-738 (245 amino acids)
Biological process (GO): regulation of DNA-templated transcription
Cellular component (GO): nucleus
Molecular function (GO): sequence-specific double-stranded DNA binding; DNA-binding transcription factor activity, RNA polymerase II-specific
Source: RefSeq, a predicted model, not a curated record